This is a messenger RNA of Alternaria incomplexa, 828 nucleotides long. RefSeq lists its product as uncharacterized. The record is from RefSeq and is a predicted model, not a curated record. The transcript is spliced from 2 exons. Lineage: Eukaryota; Fungi; Ascomycota; Dothideomycetes; Pleosporales; Pleosporaceae. The coding region runs from base 1 to 828 and encodes 275 amino acids.
AUGAUUCCACAUCCGGGCACCCAUCAGCCCACCGCACCCCUACCCCCACCGCCGCCGCCGCAAAGUGAAGACUACAACAUGGAGCUCUCCGACGACCCCAUUUCCGACUCCGACGCGCAGAACACUCCUCUCCCCGCACCAACGUUCGAUGAGUACGCGGACCUACAGUACCCUGUCGUCCGGCCUUCACCAGGACCACGAUAUGAAGGGCAAACAGAGGAUGAGGAAGAGGACCUCACCCUUCAAUCCCCACUCUACCCAGUCCCGGAAUUCGAAGAGAGACCAGAUGAUGAGCACGAAGACCUCACCCUUCAAUCUCCGCUAUACCCAGGCUCAGAGUUUGAGCAACCACCAGAUGAGGCAGAGGAAGAGGAUCUCACCCUCCAAUCCCCACUCUACCCCAAUUCAGAGUUCGACCACCCACCAAACGACCAAGUCGAAGACGAGCAAAUGUCCAUCGCCCCCGCGUCACCAGGCUCAGGCGGCCUGUUCGUGCGAGACGAGACAGAAGCACAGAACUUUGAGGCGGCGUUGGCCUGGGAGGACGAUGGUACACAGCAGUCCGUCGCUGAGUCUGAGCUCGGACAAGAGGAGGAGAGGCCGGACAGUGGAGAAGAGGAUGCGAUGACAUUUAUUGCGUCUCCUUCUGCUGCACCGUCGUCGGCUGUGCCUACUUCGGCGGGUACGGGUCUGUUUGUGUCGGAUGGGAGUGAGACGAGGGGCUUUGCCGGGGCUUUGGAGUGGGAAGAGGAGUGGGAGGAUGAUGAUGAUGACGAUGAGGAGAUGGAGGAUGAAGGAGAGGGUGGUGUCGAGGUUAGGAGGCGGUAG